Molecule: messenger RNA, 4596 nt
Organism: Branchiostoma belcheri (Belcher's lancelet)
Lineage: Eukaryota; Metazoa; Chordata; Leptocardii; Amphioxiformes; Branchiostomatidae
Product: microtubule-associated protein 10-like
Exons: 2
Coding region: 433-3009 (858 amino acids)
Biological process (GO): positive regulation of cytokinesis; cytoplasmic microtubule organization; mitotic spindle midzone assembly
Cellular component (GO): centrosome; mitotic spindle pole; midbody
Molecular function (GO): microtubule binding
Source: RefSeq, a predicted model, not a curated record
CGUGCCAAUAACCCUGUGACGACCUUUUAGGGAAAAAUGGCGGCAAGUAGGAAAAUUUUGAUCUGCUUUUCUUCUUCUUUUCGGAGGUUUUGCUUCAUUUGUGGUCCGUAGACUGGCCGGGGACUGGCCGGUGUAACGCGGAUGUGUACGAGACCGAUCCAAGCUGUCCACAAACCGCUUAGGUAGGCGUUCGCUGGCUAAAAACGCCUUCCAUCUGUAAGUUUGAUACGCCAAAACACAGAGCGACCGCGGCGAGAGAACGAACGUUCAUCGAAGUUCGCGCUGGGUAUGUGUUACAACAAACUUCUUGUGAGAAUCCUUCGAGAUUGUAUAACUGGAUUUAUUCAAGACUUCAGCAAAGGGUAAUUCCAAUGAGACCGAAAUCAUAGAAGCUGAAAAGUUAUUUAUUUGACUCUCUUGAAAUAUCGGGACAUGGAAACCGAAACGUUGUUCUCGCUGGAAGUCGUUGUGGAGUCCGUGCACAUUCGAGGCGCGGCGGUACAAUGUCGUCUUCCCGCCGUGGCCUUCCGACUGCUCGACUUCCCAACCCUCCUGAUCCGGCACGACGUCACGGAGGCCGCCCUGCGCAUGAGGGAACUCGGGAUCCACUCCGACCCUACAUGGGCGCCCAUGGAGGAGGAACACGGGCAGACGGGCAGGUUUGAGUUCGGAAAGGGAAAGUCCUGUCUGCUGAGGAUGCAGCCCAAGGUUCUCCGUCAACAUCUGAAGAACAUCCCUCUCUACGUCAUGGUGAUUGACAGCUGGUCAGACGUGCCGCGAUUGGUGGGUAACAGUUCGGUCCCCCUGACGUCAUCCAUGGAACUGGUGUAUGAGGACAUCCAGACUGAUGGAAUCACAUCUCCCUCUGUACAUGGUGAGAAGGGAGAGUUUCCUCUACACAAUCUCAUGGGCACUCAGAUUGGUACGGUAGAAAUGGGAUAUCGCCUGAUGAGUCUGGGAACAAUGCUGAUGCAACAUGUCCCCAGGGGUGCCGUGAUGCAGCGCCGAGGGGUCGAAGGUCAUGAGGAAAGACAAGCACCUAAGGAGGCUGAAAUAGAAACACCAGCCUCUAAGCCAUCUGAGGGAGAUGUUCUCGUUGCUAAAGCUACCCAAUAUGAAUAUAAUCGUGCUGAUAGCCCACCUACUGUGGCCACCCAAACAGAAGUGGCACCAAAACACAGAAAAGUCAAAGUAAAGGAAGACAUGGACUCGAUGAGUGACAAUAAUAUCAUCUGCCCACCACCCCUCUUUUAUAACUCUAUGGCUGCUGAUCCACCACAGAAAGCACAAAAGCCCAAACCAGCACCACCUGCUGACCGCAUAUCGUAUGAAAUUGCAGAUUUCUACUCAGAAAUAGGAGAAUCCCCUGAAGAGGAAAACCAAGAUCCACAAAUCAGAGGUGUCAAAGUAGAAAAAGGAAUACAGACUUCUCAAAAUGUGAAGGUACAAGCUGAACAUGAAAGAAAUGAAAGCCCUCCUAUCAGUAUACCUACUGGCCUUCCUUUACUUCGCCAGUUGUUUUCAGAGUUGUCUGUUCUAGAAGGACGUUCAGUAGGCAUGCAUGUUUUUGAAAGUCAGCAUCGAUAUCCCACACCAAGAGAGGAGGCAAGUGAGAGGGUAUCUCGUCCGAAAACAGCACCUCCCAGGCGGCCUGCUCCACAAACAUCAGAAUGGGGCAAAAAGGAAAGUACAGGUAUAAUGCAUGGGUCACCCUUAAGGGUACGUCACAAGCCCUGCGCGCAAGGUGACCGACCCGUGCCCAAGACAAGAUCUUGGAUACGACAGGUGCCCCCGGCUCCCGUGCGCGGACGGGGACGGAGUAAGCUGAAAUAUGGCAUGACCCAUUCUCUGCGGCUACGCAUUCAGCAGUCCAACCCGGCAUGGCUGGAGAAGAUGGAAGGGGAAAGAACGGCACAGCAGCACGAAGUGAAUCGACCUCAAAGACUUCCUCGUAGACCACUGGAACAGCUUCAACAGCCGUCCCAACAGCGACCGAGCGAACAAACAGUCACAGUAUCUAGAAGACCGGAGCAAAGGGAUUUCAGAGAUGGACAUGGAGGAGAGGUUCGCAGUCUGGUAGGUGAGUCAGGUGUUCUGUUUGACAGAGCUGAAGAACAACAUGAGACGCGAAGGAAACCUGUGCCAACGCCCAGACAGCGUAGUCAGUCAGACACAGAGCACCUUGACCAAGAAGAGGCACCGUUGCCUUUCGACAAAUCGCUUGUAGAAAUGGAGACGCCGAAAGUAGACAUGGGCUUGGUCACUGCGGGAAGUUCAGAGUCAGAGAACCAGAGCAAGAAAAGUAUCCAGGUGUUCCUGCCCAUCGUACCAAAUCAGGAUGACAGUGAGAUGCCUGAUGACUCAUUAGAUCAGCAAGAUUCAGAGGAAAAACAGGCAGAAAAGUCAGAAAGGAAACAAGAUCUGAGCCGUCAGGAUGUUGCAUCUGAGCCAGAAUCUGGUCACAGCUAUUCCGAAGACUUUGAAACUCAUGACGAAUACUCAACUGCAGCUAGUCAUGUGUCUCACGACGUUACACCUGGGUCAGUUGAAUCUGAUUCACCAUCGCCACCUUCUCAGGCGUCAACUACUGUAGAAAAACGUCGGGAGUCAAUUUUAAAACCUAAACAAGAUGCUUCAGAAGACCGCCAAUCGCCAGACUCCGUAGCCUCUGGUCGGUCGGACAGGUCCCGACACUCAGCUUUCAGUCAGGCAUCUUCCCGUCCCCGAGCCGGGAGCUUUGGACUUGGAGCCCCGCCCCCACCCACUCCCUCCAAGUCUCCGGUCAUGGGUCUAUCGUUCAAGAAGCCCCUUCCCACUGAUACCAGGACAUCUAAUGAUGAGGACUCACAGGCAAACGCAGACAGGGGCGGAAGUAAUCGUCCGCCGCCAAGAAUUCUCCCACGAGACAGGAAGAUAUCUACCAACACUGCAUCUGUCAGUAGUUAUGUACCAUCACACUUGUCUUCUGACCUGGAGAACCUAAGCACAGAUGGAUCCAUAGACUUUUAAAUACUCUCUCACAAUUAAAUGUGUAAGUACUGUAUAUCCUUACAGUAAGAGGAUCUCAGUUUUGUUUAUAGUGUUAUGCUUUUAGUAUCAAAGUUUUUAUUUUGUUUGGUUUUAUCGUAAUUCAACUUUGUGGGCAGAUGGUAGCUUGCUCGUACUAUAUUUCAAUGUGAACAAAGCAGUGGAUGAUUAUCAACAUUGAUAAAAGACUGAAUUGUAGCAAUCUUCUGCCAAUAUGGUGUUUGUGAUGUAAAGAUAUACUACAGACUGAUGCAUACAUUCCAUUACAAAAAGGAAGAUGCAGUUGUAACCUCUGUCAAUAUGAGUUAAUAGUAAAAUAAAUGUUGACCAAUGGUCAUGUUUUGUGUUGUUUUGCUAUACUAAUGAGUGGGUACCAUGAUUUUUAUAUAUGGUCUUUUUAUUUUCUAUUAGUCAUGAACAAGUUCACGAAAAGAACUACUACUUUUAGGCAUGCCCCAAUAGUUUCUACCUGGCUGAUUUCUAUUCAGAUAUAUGUCACAGGGGAGAUUGGAAUCCAGGGGGAUCCGGGAUCCUCCUAGGGGAGAUUUGAAUCCCUAUCUCCCCUAGGAGAAUCUAGAAUCCUCCUAGGGGAGAAGGGGAUUCUAGUCUCCCCUAGGGGAGACUGGAAUCCUCCAAGGGGAAUCUGGAAACCUCCUAGGAGAUUGGAAUCGUGAUAUUCAGAUCCUAAUUCAGUAGUAGAAAUACUAGAACUCAGAUUGAAUCAUUUCACACCUAAACUUUCAAUCAAUUUCAGCAUAGGCAAGCCUAUUACUAUAAUUGUAGGUGAAUUACUAGAUUGGAAUCAAGAUUUGUCCUGGCAUAACUUGCAGCUCUCAUUCCAUCAUUGCAAUCUUUCCUAACUUAGACCCAAAUCACUUUGACUGGCUUGGCAGGGGGAAACAAUCCCUUAUAUACCAAGUCACUAACAAACUGGAAAAACUGGCUUUUGAGCCACUACUAGUAUCUUACAAUAGCCGGAUGCAAAUAUCUUAGCCUGAUUUACAUAUUCACCUAUGCUGAAAUUGAUUGAAAGUUUAGGUGAAAUAACUCAGUCUAUUUUCCAAAGCAUUUUGAUGCAAUCAGAAUUUCUCCUUUUAAAAUUGGAGAUUGUCCUGUAAGAAUUCCCACUUGUCCUAGGACAAAUUGUAAUCCCUUUCUCCCCUAGGAGAAUUGGGAAUCCUCCUAGGAGAGAUUGGAAUUCAGAUCACAGUUUUGUACGAAAAAAAACUUGAAUUCCAGAUUCCCAGGGGAGAUAGGGUUUCCAAUUUCCCCUAGGAGGAUUCCGGACCCCCCUGGAUUCCCAUCUCGCCAGUGACAUAUACAUGUACUAGUAUAACAGUUACUGUAAUGAAUGUGGAUAGUUUCCUUUUUUGUUUGGACUCCCAUUCUGAACGGCCCGAAAGCAUGUGUUGAGGUUAUUUAGACAAGUCUACAGGGUUAUUAUGCAAGCAAACCCGAAUACACUAGCCUGGGUACCAUCCGGAUUUUCGCUACGCAACGCUCGAUUUUUUAUAUAUGGUCUUUUUAUUUUCUAUUAGUCAUGAACAAGUUCACGAAAAGAACUACUAC